Molecule: messenger RNA, 945 nt
Organism: Cornus florida
Lineage: Eukaryota; Viridiplantae; Streptophyta; Magnoliopsida; Cornales; Cornaceae
Product: protein FAR1-RELATED SEQUENCE 7-like
Exons: 2
Coding region: 1-945 (314 amino acids)
Biological process (GO): regulation of DNA-templated transcription
Source: RefSeq, a predicted model, not a curated record
AUGGAAGGUGAAGUAAAUAAUAUUCAAGCCACAACAAAUGGACGAAACGUUCCUGUUGUAGAACCGGAAGUGAUUAAAUGGAAACCAAGGUAUAAAAUGGAGUUUGAUAGUGAGGAAGAGGCAUAUGAUUUUUACAAUGCAUAUGAUGGUCGAAUUGGUUUUAGCAUCCGGAAGGAGUAUGGCAAUAAAGUUAAUGGAAGAAUUACAUCAAGGGCAUUAGUUUGUAGCAAGGAAGGUGUGAAGGGGACUGACAAAUGGGAUAUAUUUAGAAAGACUCCCCGGGCUGAAACACGAACCAAUUGCGGUGCACGAAUGGUUUUUAGAUAUGACAAGACAAAGGCCAUCGAUGUUGAGUUGGCUUCGGAUUCAGGAUUUCCGGCUUGUAAUGCAUAUGAGUUGAUGGGAAGGCAGUCUGGUGGCAAAGAAUCAAUUGGGUACUUGAAAGUGGAUCUUAAAAAUUAUCUAAGGAUGCAAAGACAAAAGGAGCUUAUUUAUGGAGAGGCGGCAUGGCUUGUGGAUUAUUUUGAGACGCGUGGUUGUGAAGAUCCUUCGUUCUUUUAUUCCUUUCAACUGGAUACUGAGCAAAUUAUUACGAACAUAUUUUGGUCAGAUUGUAAAAUGAUCAUUGAUUAUGGCCAGUUUGGAGAUGUUAUCAGUUUCGACACAACGUACAAAGUGGUACACGGCAACAGACCAUUUGCAAUUUUCUUGGGUAUGAAUCAUCACCUGGAGACCGCUGUGUUUAGAGCAGCCUUAAUGUAUGAUGAGACAGCGGAUUCGUUUGUUUGGUUAAUUGAAAUGUUCUUGAAAGCGAUAGGCGAAAAAACGCCAAAGACGAUUAUUACAGAUCAAGAUGCUGCAAUGACGAAGGCAUUAAAGCAGGUCAUCUUAAAAUUAAUGUUCCAAAUUGAGAGGAGGAUGAUUUUACCAGGAAAUGGGAUUUAA